Penicillium samsonianum is the source of this 657-nucleotide messenger RNA. RefSeq lists its product as uncharacterized. The record is from RefSeq and is a predicted model, not a curated record. The transcript is spliced from 2 exons. Bases 1 to 657 code for a protein of 218 amino acids. NCBI's taxonomy places the organism in Eukaryota, Fungi, Ascomycota, Eurotiomycetes, Eurotiales, Aspergillaceae.
AUGCCUGAUCUGGACAAUGUGCCUGCCCCAGACACCCCGCCAGAAAAUGAACGAAAUGAUCCCAGUCAAGACACCCCUAGACUAGAGACGAGUGAAAGUUCCAUCUUGGCGGCUGACACAUUUAUAGAUGCAGCUCGCUAUCGACCGGAGUCCUCUGCAACUAACGCGGUAGAUGGCAUCCAUGACCUCGCCCGGGUUCUUACUGAUCAACUCCAACAACACCAUGGCUGUUGCCGCCAGUGCCACGAACAGCAGGAGCGUGAACAUGAAAUAAAGCAUGCAGAGCAUUCAGGCUUAGGGGAGUACAUGGACCAGAUUCAGUCAGAUGGGGGAUACCCAGACGUUCUUAGCGUGGCGACCAUGGCUAAACGCGAGGACAACCUAGCAGGGCAGACCAGUGCCCAGAGAAAGCGUGAGAUCUAUACUGGAAUCAAUUCAGCCGCGCCUAACGCUGGUCCCGUCCACCUCUGCCUUGCUGCCGACCAUGAGCCGGAACUCCCGACCGCGAUAACUUUUGAUGUCGAUAGUAUCGUGGGAUUUGCGCACAGCCUAGCAGUGGCCAAGCUCGGAGUACGGUGGAACUCGACUCAGAUGGCCAUCUCUGAUCUUCGUUCGGCAAUGGUCGCGCUCAUCACGUCCGACGGCCGGUGCAUAUGA